This is a messenger RNA of Aptenodytes forsteri (emperor penguin), 741 nucleotides long. RefSeq names its product placental growth factor (gene PGF). Gene Ontology annotation, molecular function: growth factor activity; vascular endothelial growth factor receptor binding; chemoattractant activity. The transcript is spliced from 6 exons. The record is from RefSeq and is a predicted model, not a curated record. Gene Ontology annotation, cellular component: membrane. Lineage: Eukaryota; Metazoa; Chordata; Aves; Sphenisciformes; Spheniscidae. Gene Ontology annotation, biological process: positive regulation of protein phosphorylation; positive regulation of mast cell chemotaxis; sprouting angiogenesis. The coding region runs from base 1 to 402 and encodes 133 amino acids.
AUGGGGUGUCUAGUCCUGACCUUUCGGGAGAUCUGGAAUCGUAGUUUCUGCCGGCCUCUGGAGCAGCUGGUGGAUGUCAUUACCGAGUUCCCCAAUGAGGUGGAGUACAUUUUCAGACCCUCCUGCGUCUCCCUGCAGCGCUGUGGAGGCUGCUGUGGGGAUGAGGGUCUCCGCUGCGUCCCCGUGGAGACGAGCACAGUCACCAUGCAGCUCCUGAAGAUAAAGCCAAAUGGGGAGGCACCCUAUGUGGAGAUGGCGUUCACCGAGCACAAGCAGUGUGAGUGCAGGCCCCGGCAGGACCUGAUGAGGUUGGGAAGGAGGAGGUCCAAGGACCGAGGUAAGAGAAGACAAGACAAGAAGAGACGUAAAGACUGUGAACUAUGUGGCACACCACGCAGGUAGCCUCCACUCUGCCCCCGGCUUCGCUCCUGCCGCCUGGGUUUGAGCCAGCUGUGUUUCCCCUCCCAGUGUGGGGGACUUGCAGAGCCGUGCCCCUCCAAGCAGCAGCAGGGAGCAGGACUCCGGCAGGAAAGAGCUGACUGGACUCUUGCUUGGCCCUUGCGGGAACACAGCCUGGAACCGAGGACUCCCUUGCCCUAUCUGCACUGUCGGCAGCAUGACCAGGCCUGGGGCUGAAGAUGAGGAGCUCAAGCAGUGCAUUGGUGUUUGAGGGCAUCCUGGAGGCAAUGAGGAGUGGAGCUGGUGGGCGUGCUGCUGGAGCUGGCUGGGGACAGCGUGAUG